AGUUUGUCACUAUUGGCCAAUCUUUGUCAAGCGGAACUAUUUGAAAAUCGUGGCGUGCGCAUCAUAAUGAAUGAACAGCUGGUGUUGUGACUCGCUGUUUAAACGGUGCAUGAGAAAGGUAAAAUGUUGGGACACAUUGAUCCAUCUGAGCUUCAGUGCACUGUGGCAGUGGAGCGCUUGAAUCCUGCGGGUCAAGCCAUCAAACGGCAGCUCAUCCGCAAAGCCUCUGUCACAUUAGGGCGUAAUGAGUUUCAAGAGAUGGUCCUGCGCGUUCACGAUGGCAAAGCUCCUCAAAACUUCAUGCUGCGCGAAUUCCAGCUCUUUACGCGCUUUGCAAAGGACGGUAAAUGUACUGUUAAAUUUAUCCCGGAGAAUACGCAGGUUUUGGUAUCUGAUUGUCCUCCGGAUCGUUUGAAGAUGUUUCUGAAGACGCUCAGCAUCAAACAUCAGGCAUCCCAAGGCAUCAAGCCUAUGAGUGAUAGGGAUAAGCUACGAGCUGGCCUUCCUAGAGCCUUUGAAACCCUAAGUCCACUCCAGCUUAAAGAUGUGCAGAAAGCAAACGAGCUGAGAAGUAAAGUGAAUGCACCAGUCCAACCCAAAGGUCCUUCGGAGAGAACUGUCAAUAAGAUCUUGGGUGAAAGGAAGCAAGUGAAAAGACCCAGACCUGAUUGUGACGUUAGUCCGGUUAAAGCUCUUCACCCCAGUAAGAAGCCUGUACUGGUUCUGCCUGUGGCACAAAAGCUCAGCAAAGAACAAACUGCAGUUCUCAAUGCAGUCUUAAGUGGCAAGAAUGUGUUUUUCACAGGCAGUGCAGGUACAGGAAAGUCCUUCUUGCUCAAAAGGAUUAUAGGCUCUCUGCCUCCAAAAAGCACGUAUGCAACAGCGAGCACUGGUGUUGCGGCUUGUCACAUAGGAGGGACCACGCUGCACAGUUUUGCAGGUAUUGGUUCUGGCUCUGCUCCUCUUGAACAAUGUAUUGAGCUUGCUCAGCGUCCUGGGGUGUUGCAGCACUGGACAUCUUGCAAACAACUUGUUAUUGAUGAGAUUUCAAUGGUGGAAGCAGAGUUCUUUGACAAACUGGAAGCUGUAGCCAGAUCCGUCAGAAGAUCCACUGAGCCAUUUGGAGGGAUUCAACUGAUAGUGUGUGGAGACUUUCUUCAACUUCCACCUGUAGCAAAAGGAAAGGACAAGGCAAACUUUUGUUUUCAGGUACUACUGUCCUCAUUUAAGGCCCAUUCAUGGCGUCAGGUUCACAUGAUCUUGAAAAGUGAAACAGAUGAACUUAGUGUGGCCUUCAAAUUUAAGAUUGAUGGAUAUGACUAUGUUGUCUUUGCAUCAUCUGAAACAAUGAGAUGCUUUGUAUGCGGACAAGAAGGGCACAUACGACGUGCUUGUCCAGAGAGGACUGAUGAUGCUGCUGAGGAUGGUGGUGGGGUAGUUGUGGGAGUGCAGGUACAAGACAAUGCAACAAAUGAUGAAAACUUAACAGAGAAUGUGGCUGAACAGGUGAAAAAUACAGAAGUAGGAGAGACAGAUGGGGGUGGAGGAGAAGAUUUAAGUGUUGAUUCUGGUAAUGUGGUUGAGGCUGCUGAGACAGUUUUAGAAGGAGAAGGAAUGGGUAGUGAAUUGGGGAUUGAAGAGCAGGUUUUUAAGACUCCUUCAGUUAAAAGGAAAAGAGCAAAGUUAAACAUGGAAAGACUUAAGACCAGCAGUGAUAAAUGUGAUGAUGGUGAACAAAGAUUGCCCAAUGUUGCUGAAGACUCAAAGGCACAGCUGGAAAGACCCUUGUCUAUUCAGGAGCUUCAAAUUGCCCUCAAAGAUAUGGAGGGUGGGAAGUCUCCUGGUAUUGACGGACUCCCGGUGGAGUUUUAUAAGGAAUUUUGGUCUGAGCUUGGUGAGGACCUGCUAAGUGUUCUCAAUGAGAGUCUGACAGAAGGCUCUUUGCCUUUGAGUUGUAGAAGAGCAGUAAUUACACUGCUUCCUAAGAAGGGCAAUCUACAGGAAAUCAAGAACUGGCGUCCUGUUAGUUUGUUAUGUUCUGAUAUGAAGAUUUUAUCCAAGGCCUUGGCCAACAGACUGAAGGAUAGUUACAGCAUCAAGUGUCAGCGUAUGCUGAUGAUGUUAUGUCUCUUAAGUAUUUCCUUUGCAGGGACCAUGCGAGUGUUUGAGGCUGUGGAUAGUGACCCUAUGCUGUUUCAGACCAUUGACGCACAAAGUCCAGUGAGUCGGCUGUUACAGCUGAAAGUGGGAGCUCAGGUCAUGCUCACUAAAAACCUGGAUGUCCAGAGGGGUCUAGUGAAUGGAGCCAGAGGAGUAGUGGUUGACUUUCAGCCAGGCAAUCAAGGUCUCCCUCGAGUGCGAUUCCUUUGCGGGGCUGUUGAGGUAAUGAAGAGAGAGCGUUGGAUGUUUAAAGCGUCAGGGGGGCUGUACCUGAGCCGACAGCAGCUGCCACUCAAACUGGCCUGGGCCAUUUCAAUCCACAAGAGUCAGGGCAUGACUCUGGAUUGUGUGGAGAUCUCUUUGGCGCGUGUAUUUGAGAGCGGUCAGGCCUAUGUUGCUCUGUCACGGGCCCGGAGUCUGGAAGGCCUGCGUGUGAUGGACUUUGAUCCUCGAGUAGUGCAGGCCAACCAGGACGUGCUGCUCUUUUAUAAGAGACUGAGGAAAGAGAGGCUUCUCAUGCAGUCUUCAAUGAAUGACUUUGUUGAACAGAGCAAUAAGGAGAAUUCCCGUUGGUGAGGUGGUGAUGUGAAGCUCUCAUUUUCAUAUGCACUGUGUGCAUGAAUGCAUCAGGAACAUGAAGUCAUUUUUAGUUCAGUUAGUGUUUCUUAUUGGGUAAAUUAUGAUACACUGCUUUUCAACCAAGGGAUUAUUUAUUUUUUCUAAAUAUUUCCUAAACCCUGUUUUAUGUAACAAUGUAUUUCUUUUAAUAAAUUUUCUUUGGUUUUAUACAUACAAA
Molecule: messenger RNA, 2956 nt
Organism: Labeo rohita (rohu)
Lineage: Eukaryota; Metazoa; Chordata; Actinopteri; Cypriniformes; Cyprinidae
Gene: pif1
Product: PIF1 5'-to-3' DNA helicase homolog (S. cerevisiae)
Exons: 14
Coding region: 124-2736 (870 amino acids)
Biological process (GO): DNA repair; telomere maintenance
Molecular function (GO): zinc ion binding; nucleic acid binding; DNA helicase activity
Source: RefSeq, a predicted model, not a curated record